Messenger RNA from Stylonychia lemnae, 1137 nucleotides. The record is from the annotation of a GenBank genome assembly. Lineage: Eukaryota; Ciliophora; Spirotrichea; Sporadotrichida; Oxytrichidae.
AUGAGAUUAGAACAAGAGUCUUUUGGAGUUGAGGAAAAGUUUUAGCAAAAUUAAUAACUAACUAAUGAUAAUGACUUUGAUGAAACUUUUUUUAAUGAGAUGCCCACUAUGAAGGGUUAAAAGAUGUUUAAAUUCCUCCUCUAGUAAUAAGAAAAUGUGAGAAAUAUCACGAGGAUAGAGAAAGGGUACUAAGAAUUAUCAGGGAAAAGUUAAUAAAAUAAAUGGGCGAAAAGGCUAGAUGAGAGAAGAGAUCGAGUUUUGAAUAGGACAGCUAAUAAUUAAAGUAUUUCAAUGAAUAACUUAAAAUAAGGUGGCAAGUACUCUAAGAGAGAUAAAAUAGAUCCAGAAGAGGACAGAGCUCAGAAAGAGAUAGAGAGAUAGCUAAGAAUGGAUGGUUAAACUGGCUUGCAAGAAACAGAUGUCUUUAUACUCAAGAAUGUAUUAGAGGUGCUUCCACAGGAGUUUUUUGAGUAGAAACUUAAAAAGGACUCUCUAGAUAUGGAUGAGAGAGACAUUCACGAUAUGCUUUUAAGCUAUAGAAGCAGAAAGAAGCCUAAAUCCGUAUAAAAAUAGAUGGUAAGAACUAGAAGUGAAUUCAAUUUAACAAAGCAGACUAAUCUUACCAAGUAUGAUGUAGUAGCAUAGACAAAAUAUUUAAGAUCAUACUUUGAAAAAGAAAAGCCUACAGAAUCUAAUAGUAAAUCUAGUAGCAAGCAAAAAUUUGGAAUUAGUAGAUAAAAAUCAUAUGUUAAUUCUAGUAGAGAGGCUCUAACAUCUUCUCCUUAGAGAGAUCUAUUUAGCAUGCGGCAAAAUAGUUAAAGUCUGAGUUUCUACUCGAGAAAGAGAGAAUAAUAAGGAAUUCACUAAUUUUAGAGUGAUGAAUUGUUUGAAGGAAUGCAGCCAGAUCUUAGGAGGAAGAUGUAUUAGCACAUGAAUCAAACCUAAUCCCUUUUCUAAGGAGCUUAGAUCAAUAAUCAGUUGUAAGUGAAUUCAAUUGCGCAUAAAGGUUUUCUAAAUUUUGACAAAAUCAGAUCGAGAGCAAAAUAAAUAAACAGUUAAUUUCUCAGAGACCUAAAUUCAUUCAGAUAGAAAGUGCAGGAUAGGUCUUUUAUUGAUGUUUACGGUAGAGCUAAAUGA